UCGAUAACAAAUUAAUAUCCCUUUCCAUACUAAACUCAAUGAGCGUUGUUUUAAUUUUAUUCAAGGAUUGUUAUAAAAAGAAAGUUUCGCCGUUUAAGAUUUAAUAAUGACUCUAGAGUUAAAAGUAUUUAAUAAAUGGGGUUUAACAAAAUGUGGGGAAAUAGCAACUCUAUUGUCAGUGGGAAAAGAAGAGUUCUUUCUGAUGUGUGAAUUUUGUGACUUUACAUUUCUACAAUUGGAUAAGUUUAUACGACAUAUGUGUGAGAAUCAUAGGCUGAGUUUUAAUACCUUGGAAUCUGAAUCGGAGAGAAGCCCUACCUUAGAAGACAUAGAAUUCGAGGAACCAUGGCAAAAUCCUAUUGAGGUAAUCGAUGACAAAAGCUGUAUAUUAAAUGAAUUUGAGAGAGUUGAAUCUGAAUCGGAGAGAAGCCCUACCUUAGAAAACAUAGAAUUCGAGGAACCAUGCGAAAAUCCUAUUAAGGUAAUCGAUGACAAAAGCUGUAUAUUAAAUGGAUUUGAGAGAGUUGAAAUAGAACUGGAUUCAGGAGGAAUGGAUACUGCGUUACAUAUGAAGGAAGAAGACAUUCCAAACGAAUUUAUAAGUGAAGACAACGCGGUUAACAAUCCCGAAAACAAUAGUCCCAAGAAGACAGUUGAUGACAAUUCUAAAAAUUUAACUGAUACAAAAAUAGUAGACUACAAAAAUAUGGAUGAAAAAGAGUUCACUCUUGAGCUAAUAGACGUGUACCGAAAUUUACCAUCACUAUGGAACAAUAAACAUAAACAUCAUAUGAACAAAAACAAAAGGCGAGAAGAUUUUGAUAUUUUAUUAAAUAAAUAUAGAGAAAAAUAUCCCAAUGCCAAUAGAACAGUUGUUAUAAAGAAAAUUAAAAAUCUCCGAUCAGUAUAUCGUCGCGAAUUAAAAAGAUGUCCUCCAAAUGUAGUAUCCCGUCUGUAUUAUUUUGAAUCCAUGGAUUUCUUGAAGGACAACUAUUUAGCAGAAAAAAAGAUAUCGUUUAAAGUCUGCAAUAAUGUAAAAACUCAGAUAGAUGCUGAUGUCGCCAAUAACUCUAAUAUUUCUACCUCAGAUCCUAAUGGAAUCCACUAUAAAAAUACUGUUAAAAAAAAACAAGAUGGCCUAAACUCUGAGCAAAAAUUCGUUAUUGAGCUUAUUGAAUUGUACCGCACUUUACCGGCGUUGUGGGAUAAGAAAUGUAUUCAAUACAACGAUCGUGAAUCCAAAGCGAUACAAUACAAUAUUUUGCUAGAAAAAUAUAAGGAAAGAUAUCCAGAUGCUAACAAAGAUGACAUUAAAAGAAAAAUGAAAAGUCUACGACUAAAUAUGGGUAAAGAAUUAAAGCGUCCUUCUAGAACAAAGUUAUACUAUUUUGAUGCAUUGCGAUUUAUUUGCAACACUGACGCUCAAAGUGAAAAUCAAAACUUAUUGAAUGAUCUUGACGAUACAAGUGAUAUUUCCAUGGAUGGAGAUAACGAAGAACGUACAGAUGAAAUAAGCGAAAUUGACAGUGGAACAGAGUACACCGAGAUUUCAAAAGAACAAAGAAUAGAACAAAGUGAAACUGAGCAUGAUUUGGAUAACGAACAGAAUGAAGAACAUACAAAUAAGAGAAAAUUCAUUAUUGAAUUUUUAAAUUUGUAUCGCACUUUACCGGCUCUUUGGGAUUUUAACAAUGCAUCUUAUCAAAAUCGAGAAAUUAAAAAUAAGCAAUACGAAAUUAUGCUUACAAAAUACAGAGAGAUAAUGCCUAAUGCCAAUAUAUUUGACGUUAAGAAAAAGAUAGCUACUCUACGUUCAAAUUUCCAGCGAGAGGUAAAACGGUUAAGCACAUCUAAAUUGAAACAGCCUGCUCUGUUUUACUAUGACGCCAUAAGUUUUAUACGAAAAAAUGACUCGGAAUGUGAUGGACAAGAUAGAAUGGAUGAUUUGAAUGAAGAUGAGGAUAUCUCUAUGGAAGGCAACAAAAUUGAAUCAACGAAAGAAAUUAAUGAAAACGAAAAUAUAUCUCAAUGUGCUGCACUUACAGAGGAAAACCAAUUUAUUAUAGAGUUCAUUAAUUUGUACCGUUCUUUACCGGCUCUGUGGGAUAUGAACAUCAAAUCUUAUUAUGACCGAAAUAUAAGAAACAGAUAUUAUGAAGUUAUGCUUGCAAAAUACAGAGAAAUAAUGCCAAAUGCCAAUAUGUUGGAUGUUAAGAAAAAAAUCGCUGCUCUGCGUUCGAAUUUUCAGCGGGAAGUGAAUCGGUUGCGCGAGUCCAACAUGGAAGAACCCUCUUUAUAUUACUAUGAUGCAAUGAGUUUUCUACGUAACAAUUAUUCCGAUUGUAAUAAGGAAAUGGAGCAAAUCCUGGAUGAAAACGGAGAUUAUGAUUCUUUGGAUGAAAUUGACGACUCUGAAGAUGAUUCAUUUGUAGAACAGACAGACUUCUUACUAUAUACCGAUGAAGAUACACAAGAUCCAAUUGAAAGGAAAUUCACUUUGGAAUUAAUCGAAGUAUAUCACUCUCUCCCCGCAUUGUGGAAAAGGAAGAAUAAACACUUUUUUAAUAGAGAAUUUAGAAAGACACAAUAUGAAAUUUUGCUAACAAAGUACAGAGAAAUGUAUCCCAAUGCUGAACUAAAGGACGUAAGGAGCAAAAUAUACAGUCUCCGAACAAACUUUUGCACGGAAUUGAAACGUGUUGGCCCAAAAGGAACAUCUAAUCGAUACUAUUUUGAUGCAUUGAGCUUUCUACGCACUAACAAUAAACCAGUAGAGAGUUUAGAAAAAGUUAAGGAUACAACAAAUUUUGUUUUAGACGUUAAGCAAUUAAUAAUUUUGGCUACGAUUUACAAAGAGCACACCUGCCUCUGGAAUGAAAAGGACAUUACAUAUAGAUUCACAAAUAGGCGCGACGAAGCCAUGCAAUUUGUAUGUGAAAAAUUUAAUAAUAAAACUGGCUUAAAUUUGACGCAAAUUGAUUUAGAAAAAAAAGUUAAAACCCUGCGAAAAUUGUGUUCCUUCAUUAAGAACCGAAAACUAGUAGCCAAAAGAAAAAAUUUACAAUAUCAACUAAAAUUUGCAUAUUUUAAACAUCUUGAGUUUCUCGAAAAGGAUGUUGGACCUUUCGAUUGCCCGACAUGUAAAAAAAUAAUACAUGGUCCAGAUGCCUUUAAAGUACAUGUUGCCGGACAUGAUGGCUCCCUACCGUUUAUAUGUGACAUCUGCGGACAUGGUUAUCAGUUGUCUUCAAAUUUAGCAGUACACUUACGUAGACAUGUACAUGACUACACCUACGGUUGUGAGAUAUGCAACAAAUUUUGCGCCACUUCCACAGACUUGAAGACUCAUAUGCGUUCCCACACCGAGGAGAAGCCAUUCGUUUGUGAUCUUUGUGGGCACAGAACAGGAACAUCUUCUCAUCUUUUAGCACAUAGACGCCGACAUCUGAAACGACGUCUAUACAAGUGUGAACUAUGUCCUAAAACCUUCUACGAUAAACAAAUAUUAAAACAACACCAGAAAAUUCACAGUAGUGUCAGAGAUAAAAUAUGCGAUAUAUGCAAUAAAGGCUUCAUUACCAACAAUAAACUACGUCAACAUCGUCUCAUUCAUGACCCAGAGAAAAAGUACUCUUGCAAAAUUUGUGGAAAACGUUUUGCCCAAUCUGCUGGUCUUUGUGGGCAUAUGAAAUCACAUGGAAAUGAUACAACAAAUUUUGUUUUAGACGUUGAGCAAUUAAUAAUUUUGGCUACGAUUUACAAAGAGCACACCUGCCUCUGGAACGAAAAGGACGUUACAUAUAGAUUCACAAAUAGGCGCGACGAAGCCAUGCGAUUUGUAUGUGAAAAAUUUAAUAAUAAAACUGGCUUAAAUUUGACGCAAAUUGAUUUAGAAAAGAAAGUUAUAACCCUGCGGAAAUUGUGUUCUUUUAUGAAGAACCAAAAACUAGUAGCCAAAAGAAAAAAUUUACAAUAUCAACUAAAACCUGCAUAUUUUAAACAUCUUGAGUUUCUUGAAAAUGAUGUUGCUCCUUUCGAUUGCCCGACAUGUAAAAAAAUAAUAACUAGUCCAGAUGCCUUUAAAGUACAUGUUGCCUCACAUGAUGGCUCCCUACCGUUUAUAUGUGACAUCUGCGGACAUGGGUUUCAGCUGUCCUCAAAUUUAGCAGUACACUUACGUAGACAUGUACAUGACUACACUUACCGUUGUGGAGUAUGCAAAAAACUCUACGCCACAUCCACGGAACUAAAGAUUCAUAUGCGUUUGCACACCGAUGAGAAGCCAUUCGUUUGUGAUCUUUGUGGGUUCAGAACAGGAACAUCUUCUCAUCUUUUAACACAUAGACGCCGACAUCACAAACAACGCCUAAAAGUCUACAAGUGUGAACUAUGUCCUAAAACCUUCUACGAAAAACGAACAUUACACGAACACCAAAAUGUUCACAGUGCUGUCAGAGAUAAAAUAUGCGAUAUAUGCAAUAAAGGCUUCAUUAACAGCAAAAGGCUACGUCAACAUCGGCUGAUUCAUGAUCCCGAGAAAAAGUUCUCGUGCAAAAUUUGUGGAAAACGUUUUGCCCAAUCUGCUGGUCUCUGUGGGCAUAUGAAAUCACAUGGAAACAUAAAAUAGAAAUAAAAUAUAUUCACAGCUUUGAAUUUAACUCCUUAAUUAGUAAGUUAUUGAUUAUCCAAUAAAUCAGAUAAUUAACCGAAUUGUUUAUUUAUUGGUUGAAUGUUAUACUUAAUUAAAUAAAUAAAUUAAAUCAAACGUAUAUCUUACUUUUGGUAAGAUAAUAAUAAAGAAUUAAUCGAA
Molecule: messenger RNA, 4810 nt
Organism: Bactrocera dorsalis (oriental fruit fly)
Lineage: Eukaryota; Metazoa; Arthropoda; Insecta; Diptera; Tephritidae
Exons: 10
Coding region: 107-4627 (1506 amino acids)
Source: RefSeq, a predicted model, not a curated record